GAUAAUAAUAUUAUCCCGCGCGGUGUGAGACAAAUAAAGAAAGAAAGACCGAACCCUAACUAUGUCGCCGAAAAUGAGAUCGAUCUUUGCUCAGGUACAUCGUAAAUCGGUUUCGAUGGGGUCUCGCCGGAAUUUCUCUUCAUCCGCAGGUGACAGGAAAGCUUCUUCAGAGUCGAACGUUGCUGGUUUUGAGAUGGCUAAUGAGUUUAGCUUUGUCGAUUCGGUGAAACUUGGAUUAUUUGCUUGGGGAUCUUUGGGGAUGUACAAGCUUUAUAAAUACUACUAUCCCAAGUUGCUGAUAUGUCAGGAAGAAUAUAAAAUCCUGGUACAACGUCAGCACGAACUGUAUGCGCAGAUCAAGAUGGAUAAUAAUUCUCGCAAGCCUCACUUUGAAGAAAUGUUUUAUGCUGUGAACAUCGAACAAAAUAAUGAAUAGAUGCUUGCAUUGUUUUUUGUCGUUUGUUUUCUGUAAUUUGCACCUUCUGUUUGUUUGCUCUUCAUCUCUCUCUUGAAGAAUGAUGAUCCCUAAUGUUUUCAUUUUAAGUGUUGGCCUAAACUAUUUGAUUCUCAGUGAUAUGUGAAAUUCUGGCCUUUGAUCUU
Messenger RNA from Brassica napus (rape), 600 nucleotides. RefSeq lists its product as uncharacterized. The transcript has 5 exons. NCBI's taxonomy places the organism in Eukaryota, Viridiplantae, Streptophyta, Magnoliopsida, Brassicales, Brassicaceae. Bases 62 to 436 code for a protein of 124 amino acids. The record is from RefSeq and is a predicted model, not a curated record.